GGCUACAAACUUUUCUGUUACUCUGUGGAGUCUGCUGUUCGCCCAACGGUGGAAUGUUCGAAGGGCGUUAAAAGUAGACUUGAAAUAUUUAAUAGUUGGCGGUUUUUAACGACUGCAAACAUUAUUAUCUAAAAAUUCGGUAGAUAUUUCAAGAAACUUGUAAAGGCUGGGAUUGUCUGGCCGAUUGUUUGCGUAUUGCACGGGAGCUAACGAGUAAUUAGCCAAGAAGCUAGCUAGUAAAGCCACGCAAAAAGGAGAGAAAACGCCUGGAGACAUCGCGGACCAAUGCAGGCCAUAAAGUGUGUCGUGGUAGGAGACGGGGCUGUUGGUAAAACAUGCCUGCUGAUCAGCUAUACCACCAAUGCAUUCCCUGGAGAGUACAUCCCCACAGUAUUUGAUAAUUACUCUGCAAAUGUGAUGGUGGAUGGCAAACCAGUCAAUCUGGGUUUAUGGGACACAGCUGGACAGGAAGACUACGACAGGCUCCGUCCUCUCUCCUACCCUCAGACAGUAAGACCUUUUCAAAUUCUCUAUAUGGGGCAAGCUUUUAUCUUAUUCAGGGCAUGGAAGCCAUCUGAUGUGUUUCUGAUCUGCUUCUCCCUCGUGAGUCCUGCCUCUUUUGAAAAUGUUCGUGCAAAGUGGUACCCAGAGGUGAGACAUCAUUGCCCCAACACUCCAAUCAUCCUGGUGGGAACUAAGCUUGAUCUGAGGGAUGACAAGGACACUAUUGAGAAGCUGAAGGAGAAAAAGCUCACUCCUAUCACCUACCCUCAAGGCCUGGCUAUGGCUAAAGAGAUCGGAGCUGUAAAAUAUCUGGAAUGCUCGGCCCUGACACAGCGCGGCCUUAAGACAGUGUUUGACGAGGCGAUUCGAGCUGUUCUCUGCCCACCCCCUGUGAAGAAGAGGAAGAGAAAAUGUUCUCUGCUCUAGACAGCGAGCCAUACCUACAAUCCCAGCUGUAUUUUGAGGGAACGGAAUAAGAUGGAUGGUGCACUUGUUCCCAUUUUCCUCUUUUUUUUUUUUUUCCUUGAUUGACUACAAGUUUAUAUCUUCACACAACUGACCAUCACCUUUUAGAUAUGUAGGAACGGGACAUGAUCACCGCAAUUCCAUAUUUCUUUACACUCACCCAUACUGAUAUUAGGAUUAAUAAUGGUGUUUCAGCAUAUUUUUUGCAAACACUUCCCAAAGUUGUCCUGUAGUUGAAUUUCUUUUCUUUUUCUUUUUUUUUUUUUAAGAGCCCUUGUGGUUUGUUUACAAGUCACUGAGGGGAAAUAACUUGGUCUUGCCAAAUAGCACUACACUAACAUGUACCAGAACAUACACUAGACAUUUCUGUUGAAUUCUUUUAACAUUUGCUGAACAACAGCCCAUGGUUAGCCAAGAUGGAGCUAAAUAUUUGAAGAACGGUCCCUGUAGAGUCUGUCUCCUACCACAAAUCAGUACUUGUUGCUGGCUACGUGUUUAUUACAGUCACUGUCUUGCAUUUCAUACUGUAAAGCAUUAGACCUAAAUAACAGUGCUAGCAUAGCUUCAGUGUUUCUCACGUGCUUCCUAUGAGCACAGUUAUACCUCCUCUCUACAUGAUUAUGCCCAACUUAUUACCUUUAUCCCCUAAAACCCUCUGUAUAUUUUCCUCCCUAAAUGAGUUAAACUGCAAUCUAAAACACUGUAUACUCAUCUAGAUUUGAAACAUCUCAAAAAUAAAACACUAUAUAGGGCUAUCAGAAUCCUUUAAAUUUUAUGCAUUUAUAAUAAAACUUUCAACUUGUAUUAAAUUUUAUUUUUUAAUUUUUUAUAUCAUUUAGGAAAAACAAGGCAACACUACUGUUGGAUUGUGAUGAAAGGAAUUUAAGUCACUUUUUUCCUUUUAUUUCAUUGUAUUCCCAUUAUAGCUAAUUGUAUUUUUUAACUAAACUUUUACUUUGUACACUAACAUUUAACUGUCCCUUCUGUCAUCUGGAUAGUGUGUUUCUCUAACUGAUAAAUGUCAUUCAUAGUGACAUUCAGAGCUUUUUUUUUUUUUUGCAAACGUUCUUUAACUGUCCCAGAAUACACAAGUACACAAUGUGCGUUUGCCAACGCAAGUCUGUGUGCACAAUUUAGAGCCAAUGUUGUAACCCUGUUUUUAGGGAUAUUCAUAAUCACUUGUUUUGCAUAAAUGGUGACAGAAAUAAAGCAGAAUUAAAUGUG
Clarias gariepinus (North African catfish) is the source of this 2193-nucleotide messenger RNA. RefSeq names its product Rac family small GTPase 1b (gene rac1b). Lineage: Eukaryota; Metazoa; Chordata; Actinopteri; Siluriformes; Clariidae. Gene Ontology annotation, cellular component: plasma membrane; cell cortex; dendritic spine. Gene Ontology annotation, molecular function: GTPase activity; GTP binding; protein kinase binding. The record is from RefSeq and is a predicted model, not a curated record. The transcript is spliced from 6 exons. The coding region runs from base 286 to 930 and encodes 214 amino acids. Gene Ontology annotation, biological process: establishment or maintenance of cell polarity; regulation of cell shape; motor neuron axon guidance.